CAUGGAUUCUUCCGCUAUCAAGCGCCUAAGACACCUCAGAGGGAGAAGUGGCAGAGACAGAAGUGAAGACAGAGGGUGAACCAGCUCUUCAGAGAACAGAGCGCUAACUAAGGAGGAAGCUGAUCAGGACUCACAAUAUCAAGAGGCUGUGCCCACACUGUGCCUGCUGCUGAAGAUGGCUCAGGUGGCGAUGUCGGCCGACGUGCUGUCGGAGGGCGAGGUGACCUGCUCCAUCUGCCUGGACCUGCUGUGCGACCCGGUCACCACGCCCUGCGGGCACAACUUCUGCCAGGGCUGCAUCGGCGGCUACUGGGCGUCCAUCGAGGUGUGCACGUGCCCGCUCUGCAAGCGCCUGUUCGACGAGCGGCCGAAGCUCAGCAUCAACCGCGUGCUGGCCGCCAUCACCAACCACUACAAGGUGACGCAGUACGACGCCGAGGACAUGGCCACGGGCGCGGCGACGCCCGUGCCCAAACCCCGCGCCAGAGCGGGCGCCGUCGGGGCCGAGGCCAUCCCCGAGGACGAGGACCUGGACGUGGCGAAGGGCAAGGCGGUGCUGUGCGACGUGUGCCCGGGCAGGAAGCAGCGGGCGGUCAGCACCUGCAUGACCUGCAUGGCCUCGUACUGCCAGGAGCACGUUCGGCCGCACCACGAGACGUCCUUCUACCGCAGCCACCAGCUGCGCGACCCGGGCGAGGCCAUGCGCGGCCGAAUGUGCCCCACGCACGGCCGGCUGCUGGACGUGUACUGCCGCACGGACGAGGCCUGCAUCUGCUCCAUCUGCGUGCUGGAGACGCACCGCACACACACCACCGUCUCCGUGCAGACAGAGAGGAUCAUGAAACAGAAACUGCUGAGCAAGACGGAGCUGGACAUCCAGACCAGCAUCGACAGGAAGAGCCUCAGCCUGGCGGAGCUGAGGGGGCGGAUCCAAACGGUGAAGAACUACGCCAGGGCGGAGCAGGCUCAGCUGGAACAGCUGCUGGGGGAGGUGAUCCGCUCGGUGGACCGGAUUCGCCGGGAGCUUGUGGGCGGGAUGCAGGAGAAGCAGAUGUCUGUGACGGGCCGGGCAGAGGAAGUAGCGGCGCGGCAGGAGGCGGAGCUUAGCAGGAUGCAGGAAGUGAGGGCCAAACUGGAGGAGCAGGCCACCAGUGAUGACCACAUCGGCUUCCUGCAGAGUUUUGAGGAGGUGAGCGCUCCGCUGGACGCUGAGCUGAACAGGCGAGGGGAGGAGCCGGAGGUGGAGCUGGAGCUGCGCUUCAACAUGGACGACGUCAAGACGGCGCUCAGGGACGUGCACGAGAGACUGGAGGACAUCCGCGGGGGAGAGGUGCGCUACCGACACUCAGUGUCAACGCUGCAAGAGAGUGAGAGCAUGAUGAGCAUCAGAUCAACAGGGUCGAUGGGAAGGAGAGACUGGUCACUGAAAGAUAUACGCAGAAUAAGGCCUAGCUCAGCACACAAGAAGGUGAAACAAUAUAUAGAGGACGUGAGUCUGAACCCGGUGACGGCGUACCCGUUCCUGAUCCUGUCGGAGGACCGUAAGCAGGUGAAGCGCGGCGAGAAGCUGCAGUUCUACCGCAACAGCACCCAGCGCUUCGACGUCUGGUCCUGCGUGCUCGCCAAGGAGGGCUUCCAGUCCGGACGACACUACUGGGAGGUGAACGUGGGCGAGAACAAGGACUGGAAGCUGGGCGUGGCGCUGGAGUCGGCCCACAGGAAGGGCCUGUUCGACAUGGGCCCCGCGGCCGGCUACUACGCCCUCUGGUGGGGAGGAGCGCACCUGCGCCCUCUGACCCCGCCCCCGCUGGGCAAGGUGAAGGUGACGGGGCGUCUGCGGCGCAUCGGGGUGUUCCUGGACUGCGAGGAGGGCCACGUCACCUUCUACAACGCCAAGUCCGGCAGCGAGCUCUACUCCUUCACCGCGCCACGCUUCACUGAGAGAGUGCUGCCGCUGUUUGGGACCGGGGACAAGGAGGUCCCUCUGGUGCUCAGCAGCGGACCGGACGGACACCACCACUGAAGAAGGGAGGAAAGAUGGAUGAAUGGAUAGGAAGGAGAGAGAGAGGGGGGGGGAAUGAAAGGGUGACAGUACGAAAGAGUGUGUGAAGAGUUGAGAGGAAGAGUGAGAGAGAAUUGACUAUAAAUGGUUAAUGGGGAAGAGAGAGAGAGGGGAAAGAAGAAGAGGAGGAUGGGUGGGUGGUUGAAGGGACACAUUUAUGGAAAAGGACUUUGGUGACCCACUGAACCGUUUCACUCAUCACCUGUGUUUUUGGACAGUGGGGGUGACCAAAUGAAUGAGUGUGAGUAUUUCUGGGCCUGAAUGACUGUGAGAGUGAAUGCGACUAUUCCUGGGACUGUGAAUGUGAGUGUGUGGGAGUGGCGGAAUUUGAGAGUUUUUAUAUCUUGUGUGUGUAGGAUGGUGCAAGGGCACACAGGCAGGAGCCGAGAGAGAGAGAGAGAGAGAGAGAGAGAGAGGUGCUGCACAGUAGAAUGAGUAAGCAUAUUUAGAGCUGGCCACUGAGUGAGUGAGGUGAGUGAGUGAGUGAGUGGAGCUGUUUGUGGCCGAUGAUAAUGCAAGUGUGUGUGUGUGUGUGUGUGUGUGUGUGCGCGUUAGUCGAUAAAAGUGGCACUCUGACAAACUGUCAAGGUGAGCAGAGACAUUAGGUUUUAGGAUUUACAGAGAAAUUACCUUUGGUUUAGCAACUCACAUUACACACUCACACACACACCUGGGAAAAGAACACGCUAAUAUGGGUGUAGGAUGAGUACACACUUAAUGAUGCACUGAGUUCUUUUUGUAGCCCUGACGAGAAGGGUAGGUGGGUAAAAUACAUGGUAUAAAAGACCGUUUAUCUUGAGUUUUCCUGUUAGUCGCCUCGUGUUUUUAUAAUGUUAAAGGGUUUUGGUGUCGUUUCUGAAUAUGUUUAGAAUAAUGAAGAAUAGGAAUACCUUGUGACUGUUGGUCUGUUGACCUCAUCAGUGAUAAGUUGCUAAAACUAUGCCUAAAAGAGCCAUUUUAUUUAUUUUUCUUUUAGGCCUAAUAAAUAUUCAUCAUUUGUAUAAUCUUAUAAUAAAUGUUUGUUUUGUCAUA
Messenger RNA from Sardina pilchardus (European sardine), 3094 nucleotides. It is a transcript of the gene btr30, whose product is annotated as E3 ubiquitin-protein ligase TRIM39. Bases 176 to 2023 code for a protein of 615 amino acids. The record is from RefSeq and is a predicted model, not a curated record. Gene Ontology annotation, molecular function: zinc ion binding; protein binding. NCBI's taxonomy places the organism in Eukaryota, Metazoa, Chordata, Actinopteri, Clupeiformes, Clupeidae. The transcript is spliced from 10 exons.